Messenger RNA from Plodia interpunctella (Indianmeal moth), 2586 nucleotides. RefSeq lists its product as uncharacterized. NCBI's taxonomy places the organism in Eukaryota, Metazoa, Arthropoda, Insecta, Lepidoptera, Pyralidae. The coding region runs from base 78 to 2375 and encodes 765 amino acids. The transcript has 7 exons. The record is from RefSeq and is a predicted model, not a curated record.
ACUUACGAAGUGACCGUGAGACAGCACGGACGUGUCCACAGAGUUCCGGAUUCAAAUCACAUCGAUACAUUUUGGAGAUGGCGCGAACCUGUCUGUCCGUACUGUUGGUCUUCUGUACAAUCUUCCUACUCGAGGCAUCAUGCCGUCCGUCUAGUAAUAAUGAGUUGACGACCUCAAUAAAUGAAGAUGUCACAGAAACAAAUAAUAGAAGAACGUUCAAUGAUGAUGAAAAACAUACAUUGCCUGAUGACUAUACUAAAGAAAUUUUAGAUAAAAUAAAUAUUGUCAAUGCUGGUUUACAAAAACCAAAGCGAAGACAACAAAUUAAGUAUAAUACUGAAUCGCCAAAUUCCGGAGCACAUGUUCUGAAUAGAGAUAUUUUAGAAAAAUUGCAACAAAUUAUUGCAUCUGGCAAACUUCAGUCGCUAUUGGAAUCAGAAAAUUAUCAAGAGAGUAAUUCUUUAAAUGACUUCCAUACAAAUCCUCAAAGAUAUUCCAGAAACUUACCAUAUACUCCAAACACUAUGAUGGGAAAUCAGAUUAGUGCAUCUAUUGUACCGCUUCCAUACGUAGCAAACAUCCCUGUACUAGUUACGCCGUAUGUUAACACAAUUACUCCUGGAUUAGGAUAUGAUUAUAAUCAGGCUGAUGGAAUAUCUCAAUACCAAACCAGGCAGCGUCCACCACCAUCAUUUACCUUUCAGUUACAAUGGCCAUUAGCACAAUACUUUCCUAUAUUAAUCAAGGAUCCAUUACUUACUGUUUUACAAGGAGGAGGGUGGAAUAAUCUCUUUGAAACUGGGCAAUCCGCUGAUGUAUGUAGCAGAAAACAAAAAUUUACCGUAGAAUCAGAUAAUGAGACAUAUUUAAAAGACUUUGUAAUGGAUAGUAAUACACAAAAUUCUUUGAAAUCAAUUUCAAGGGAGGGAAGAGGCCUCAAAAAAAGGAAUAUAUCAAAAUCGACUGCUAUAGAAGAUAACAUAGCAAACGCAAAAAAGUCUGAAAAGUUUUUUGCAAAACCCACUACACAAAAACCAACGAAGCAGUCAGUUUCUUCUGAACCACCAAAGAAUACAAAACUCAAUAAUGAAGACGAUGAUGCCUUGCGAUUUGGAGCAUUUACAUUUUUCGGGGAUAGGAAGCCCGUAGCUCCGAGUCCAGGUUUCUUUAUCAAUAAACUUAAAGUUCGUAGAGGAGGUGUAGCCAUCGCCGGACCAGGUGGAGUGGCAACUGCUGGAAGAGGUGGGACAGCUAUAGUCGGACCUGGUGGACUUGCUUACACGCAACCUGGAGGACUCGCCGUCGCCGGACCAGCAGCCCGAGUGGUGGCACUAUCGCCGGAAUCUAACCUCUCGUCCAUAAUCUCCCAGCUUCAACAGCUAUCAGCAAAAGAUGGUUCAGUACCACGAGAUUACGAGCAGUACCAAAAUAGAGGAUUUAGUUGGCGAUCAGACAUUUACCAACACAACGCAGGGAGAUUUGUGAAGGAUGAACUUAAACCAAAAAUCUCGAAAUUUUCUAUCUUUGUAAGACCAAGGGCUUUUGCAUUGAGUGGCUCUGGUGGGGUAGCUAUAGCUAAUCCUGUGUCAAAUGUGGUAAUUGCUCAGAAUGAUAUAGGUUCCGUGGUACAUGCGCCUUCAGCCGCGGCUGUGGCUGGCCCUGGUGGCAUUGCUCAUGCUCAAUCAGAUUUAUAUCUUUAUGAGGGUUCAGUACAAUAUUUACCCUUCUAUGGCGGUGGCAAAGGCAUGUACUUAGAAAUAAAGAAAGACACAUCUGGCAGAGUUAUAAGCGAAUUGGUUGUAUCAGAAGACAAAAUAAGCAUGGACAGCGUUAUGAAACAUAAUGACGAGAAUCUUCUUGCAAAGGUUCUAGCCGCUAAUUUGCAAAAUUUGAAAGCACUGUCAAGCAGUGCACUAAAACUUCACAAUUUGGGGAGAAGGACUGGUUCCUUAGAUAACGCUGAUAAAGAAAGAUUUAAGAAUCAAUUGGAGAAACUCGGAGAAACAGCUUCCAAUACUAUCAAACUCAUAGAGGAAGUAACUGAUAACAUCGACGGGCUAUUCAAAAGUAAUCCUAAAUUGAGGCAGUACGAUGGAGACGAGGAAGAUGAGAUUAGUGAUGAAGGCGUUGGUAUAGAAGCUCCUGCUGAUGACGAUCCCAAUCCAGGAGACAUUUUAGGAGGAGCAACCAUCGCUGAAGCCAAGCCCAUUGGUCUAGCCGUCAUCGGGGAGAAUGGUUUAGCGGCCUCGAGACCUAUCGGCACAGCUGUGGCUAUAUCUGGAGUAGCUAUAGCAAGACCUGUAGCCACGGCUAUCGCUGGAGUCAACCCUUCGGCUUUGGGCCUCAAUUUGUCAAUUAACCAUUCGAAAAACUAACGCACAACCACUCAUAAAACUUCAAUGACUACUGUUGAUGUAAAACUUGCUCUAUUGCGGGCAGCACAAGUUCUUAUAUUUUUUAUUUUAAAUGCUGUGAAAAUUUACGAAAUGUGAUAAUAAUGUCCAUAUGAGACUAAAAAUAAUUAUACUAAAUUGUAUAGAAUAAAGGCCAUAUUUAUUUAUUAUAAGUAAAUUAUUUAUAAAUUUA